Messenger RNA from Colletotrichum gloeosporioides, 3519 nucleotides. Its product is annotated as putative sterigmatocystin biosynthesis polyketide synthase. The record is from RefSeq and is a predicted model, not a curated record. Gene Ontology annotation, biological process: biosynthetic process. The transcript has 5 exons. Bases 1 to 3519 code for a protein of 1172 amino acids. NCBI's taxonomy places the organism in Eukaryota, Fungi, Ascomycota, Sordariomycetes, Glomerellales, Glomerellaceae. Gene Ontology annotation, molecular function: transferase activity.
AUGGCAUCUGGCCUCCGCAAGGCUUCGUCACUACGCCUUGGUCAGUAUCAUCUCACUAUGGCCCUAUCACCACCUAAUGCCAAACCACUGGAGAAAAUCUUCCUCUUCGGCGACCAAGCUUACAGCACCCCGAAACGCGAUCUCAAGCGCUUGCUAGACGAUGAAGCCUUCCAACAGACCUUCCCUGAUCCCUCAUCGCCCUUCUCCCUCUUCAUUCAUCGCUGCGAGAGUGCAAUCCAGCGCGACCUGGCCCAGUUCGUCAACCCCAUGAAGGUCAAACACCUCUGCCUUUCCGGCACCCUGGCCGACAUGCUCUUGCAGUGGCAUUACCGUAACAUUGGCUACUCCCACCCGCACUACUCCGACCGCGACGAUGCCCACCGCUGCUUAGCGCUGGAUAUGGCGUUGCUUGUCGCAUAUCAGGUGCUGCUAUUCAUUCGACAUGUCGAAUCUUCCCCAUCAGCGGGACAUUACGGGAACGCUACUGUCAUAGGCACUUGCACCGGGGCACUGGCUGCUGCGGCGGUGGGGUGCAGUGCCGACUUAGCGGAGCUGGUCCCGUUGGGCAUAGAGGCUGUCCGGGUUGCCUUCAGGGUGGGUCUGGUCGUGGAUCGGGCGGCACGGGAUACCGCACCAGCCACAGGCACGAAGCAGCCUUGGAGCAUGGCGGUGUCGGCAGCGGAUGAGCGCACGUUUCAGGGUAUGCGAGUCUUCCUGCAGCGGCUCGCGGGUAAAGUUGGGAACACUGCCAGCAGCUGGUUACAAAAGGUUGACAAUAGGAAACACGAGGCAAGAACAGGGUCAUACUGGGUGAGCGCAUGGGGGCCGAACUCGGUAACGGUGUCGGGGCCGCCGGAGGUGCUAGCGGAGCUGGCGGACUCGGACGGGCUAGCGGUGCCCGGCGUGAGGAUAUUGCCGAUACCGAUAUUUGGGCCGUUUCAUAGCUCAUUGCUCCACACGAAGGAGGAUGUUGCUAGGUUGCUGGCGUUCCUGGACCCAGCGGUGGCGAGGACGCCUGCAUGUCUGACGGUAAUCUCGGCCUCAACAGGCGAGGCCCCAGAAGAGGCCGUUGACUUCGUCUCACUUAUGCGCACUGCUGUUGAUGACAUGCUUCUACGUCCGCUUCGCUGGGACCUCGUGCUACAGCGGUUUUGUGAGCGCGCCGAGACGAGUGAGAGUGGCACUGGGUUGCCGGAAGUUAUCUCGAUCGCGUCGUCCGCGGGACAGUCUCUCAACACAGCCUUGAGCCAGGCACAGAAGGGAACACGAAAACCCCGCAAGGUAAAAGAUCACGACCUGGAGAGUACGACAAUUCACCGUGUCGUAACAGAGGCAGACUUGAUGGUGGGAGACGGGCUAUACCUGGUAACGGAGGCAGAUCUGGCGAGACCGGAUCUGAGGGAGGCAGUUCAGGGGCAUUUGGUAGAGGGAAAGCGGCUAUGUACGCCGUCCGUCUUCGCUGACAUUGCCAUGACGCUUGGAAAUUACCUUAUUGAGAUACUGAAGAACCGCGAAAAGAAACAUACGCUCGGCGCUCAUAAGCAGCCCGCCCAAACGCAUGCAUAUCUCGUCACUAUUGCUGACUUGAGUGUCAGCAAGGCGUUAGUUGCUGGCAACAACGGUCCGGGGUCACAGCUGCUACAAUGCCAUGCAUACGCCGACUGGACUGUUCGUACUGCUCGGUGCAAGUUCGCCGUUGUGAGCCGCUCUGGCAAGCCCCAACAGCACGCCGAAUGCACCAUUCGUAUCACCGACGUCUCCAUUCUAUCCCUUUUUGAACAAUACUCUUCCGGCGAAUCUCAUCGUAUCAAUGUGUCCUCUCUGCGUUCCCGGCCCGGCACCACUCACAUCUCCGGCAGCAUGGCCUACAGGGUGGUCUCCUCUCUAGCCGAGUUUCACCGCAAUCACCGACUCGUUCAAUCUCUGGUGCUCGACCAGCACACACAUGAGAUCGCCGCCCUCAUCCGUUUCCCCGGCGAUCUUUCUGGUCAUGGCGACUACACUGCGCACCCAGCGAUAAUCGAUGCCUUUACGCAGCCAGCUGGGUUCUGUCUCAACCUUGACGACACGACCGAUCUAGAGCACACCGUUUACAUCAACCACGGCUGGGAGGAUAUGCUCCUGUUCGAGGUAAUCGACAUGGGGCUUGAAUACACGGUGUAUGUGCGCAUGCAACAAGUUGGCCGGACACGGAAGUGGACGGGUAACAUCAUUGUCCUUCGCGAGGACAAUAUCGUGGCGGCUUUCCUACAGUAUUCCGUGAACGCUUUCCCGCGGCGCGUGUUCAGCAAUAUGCUGAGCCAAGAGACCAAAAUAGCUGAGAAGAUGGCCACAACAUCCUCAAGGGUGCUGCAAACAGCCGUGCCGUGUAGUCCGCCCCAGACGCCGAAGCCGCCGAAGACGCUCAGAAUACAGACAAAGCCCGCGGAUGGGGCGGGCCAGGGGAUCUUCCCUCCAAGCCCGGUGUCACCAGAUGAUAUGAGCAGGAAAGGGCCGUCUGUAUCUCCACAACGAAACCAACAGUGGUUGUACGGUGGCGACUCGCCUACGAUGGCGACUUCUUGUAAUGCAACACCACGUAGCUUCGACAUGUCCCUUACCAUCCCCGACGUUCAGACACAGGACAAAUCAUCCACCAUCGCCAUUCCCCCGUGCAAGUCUGUUAUCCUCCAAGGCUUCCCAAAGACCGCCCACACAAUUCUCUUCCUUUUUCCUGACGGCUCCGGCAGCGCUACAUCGUACGCUUCUCUUCCGCCCGUUGGUGUUGGCGUCUGCGUCGUCGGCCUAAUGUGCCCGUUCCUACGUGGCGACACGGCCACGAUGGCGUGCGCGCCGCUCGACCGGCUCUUAGGCGAGGGCUACCUACCUGAGAUAUUGAGGCGGCAGCCGCCGUCACCUCAAAAAGGAUAUGUGCUCGGAGGCUGGUCUGCAGGCGGGUCGCUCGCGUUUCGGGCUGCACAAAUGUUGGGCGAGAGAGGUUGCAGGGUCGCGAAGCUGAUGCUGAUCGAUGCGCCGCCGCCUCACAACGGUAUGGAUAGGCUGCCGAGGCAUUUUUAUGAGUAUUGUGAGCGAUUGGGUGUUUUUGGCGGCUGGGGUGAGGGUAAAGGCAACAGUGACUUGCCAGCGUGGUUGAUACCGCACUUCGAAGGGACAAUCGGACUGCUCGAGAGAUACUGCGCUACGCCAUUGGUAGUGCCACUGGGACAAGAACUGAGAGUAGACGUGAUCUGGGCAGGGGAGAGCCUUGUUGACCGGCCGGGGGCGCCGCCGCUAUCACCACAUCCGGAUGAUACAGAGGGAAUGAAGUUCUUGACAGUGCAGAGGAAGGAUUUUGGGCCGAACGAGUGGGUGAAGCUGUUGCCAGGGGCAAAUAUCAUAUGCCACAGAGUUGAGGGAGCGCACCACUUUUCGUUGAUGAGAGAGCCAUUUGUAUGGCGACUAGCACAGUUCGUGAGUGAAGGCCUUCAAGAUGUGCAGGGGACAGGUGCGCCCCGCAAAUGGACGCAGCAUGGCCAGUGA